GAGGGAAACCGAUAACGGCUUAUCCUUUGCCAGCAACUUGAAGCUCUUCCUUUUUCCUCUUUAUCUGAUUUUCAAUGGCAUCCUCUCAGCUAAGCCACUCACUGCAAAAUGAACAGAAAACUGAAGACUUAGAAUUCCCUCUGAAGGAAAUUGGAAAUGAAGGUCUAACAAAACGGAUUCUCAGAAAUGGAGUCACUUGGCAAACUCCGUUCUCCGGAGACGAAGUGGAAGUUCAUUUCAGAGGACAAGUUGAAAACGGAGCACUUCUUGAUUCCAGUUAUGAUAAAGGGUCGUCAUUUCGUUUCAAAUUAGGCCAAUGUGAGGUUAUCAAAGGUUGGGAUGAAGGAGUUGCCACCAUGAAGAAAGGGGAGAGAGCAAUCUUCAAAAUGCCACCCAAUUUGGCAUAUGGGGGAGCAGGUUCUCCACCAUUGAUCCCUCCCAAUGCAACUCUUAUUUAUGACAUUGAAAUGCUGUCUUGGAGCACCAUCAGGGACUUGACCGGAGACGGAGGAAUCAUGAAAAAGGUGAUUAGGGAGGGAGAAGGAUGGGCUGCUCCCAAAGAUGCUGAUGAGGUCCUAGUGAAAUAUGAAGCAAGACGAAAGGAUGGGAUGCUUGUCUCUGAGCCUGAUAAAGGGGUGGAGUUUAAUGUAAGUGAUGGCUAUCUCUGUCCUGCAAUGAGUAUAGCAGUAAAGACAAUGCGAAAGGGCGAGAUUGCAGAGCUAACUAUCAAAUUCUUAUAUGGGCUCAAUCAAAAUUCAAAUAGAACCAAUGAGGUUGAUGGUUUACUAGAUUUUAUGUUCACUACCAUCAAACUUGAGCUGGUAUCAUGGAACAUUGUUACUGAUAUCUCGGGAGAUAAGAAGAUACUGAAAAAAAUUAAGAAAGCCGGUGAGGGGUUUGAUCGUCCAAACGAAGGAUCCCAAGUGAAAGUGAUAUAUUUGUGCAAACAAGAAGAUGGUACAGUUAUUGAGAGAAAAGGGUCAAAGGAAGAACCUUUUGAAUUCACAACUCAAGAAGACCAGGUACAUGAGGGUCUAGAAAGAGCAAUAAUGACAAUGAAGAAAGCAGAACUGGCUCUGGUAACAAUCAGUGCUGAAUAUUUGUGUGACCAUAAUAAUUUACAUGGAAACACAGCCAAUAAUAAAGUCCUUUAUUACGAAGUCGAAUUGGUAGAUUUCAUUAAGGAAAAGCCAUUUUGGAAAUUGGACACUCAAGAGAAAAUAGAAGCUUGUGAGAGGAAGAAGCAUGAUGGAAAUUUGUUGUUCAAAGCUGAAAAUUUCAGGCGCGCAUACCAUAAAUAUGACAAGGCUGUAAAAUACAUUGAGUUUGAUCACUCAUUCAAUGAAGAUGAGAAGCGUCAUGCUAAUUCGUUACGAUUAUCCUGCAAUUUGAACAAAGCUGCCUGUAAACUUAAACUGGGGGAGUACACUGAAGCUUCCAGACUAUGCUCAAAGGUGUUAGAACAAGACCCUUUAAAUGUGAAGGCUCUUUACAGAAGAUGCCAAGCAUACCUGAAGACAUCAGACUUAAAGAAAGCUGAGGCUGACAUUAAAAGAGCUCUGAUUCUUGAUCCAAAUAGCAGAGACCUUAAACUUGAGUACAAAGAGCUGAAACUUAAGCAAAAGGAAUACACCAGAUGUGAGGCUGACAUAUUUAGCAAAUGCUUUCAAGGAUGAGCUUAGUUCUGAAAGUGAUUUGUGUUCCAAAUUUCUUUUUUUAGCAUAAAAAUCUCUGCAUCAUAGAAAAUUAUAUAAUGAUUACUGUUCCUUGUGACGGAAGUUACUUCUGUAAAUUGACUCCAGAAAGUUACUAUUGCAUAUUUAUAGAUGAAACAAUGAAAUUAAGCACUA
Molecule: messenger RNA, 1850 nt
Organism: Lotus japonicus
Lineage: Eukaryota; Viridiplantae; Streptophyta; Magnoliopsida; Fabales; Fabaceae
Product: 70 kDa peptidyl-prolyl isomerase-like
Exons: 12
Coding region: 75-1676 (533 amino acids)
Molecular function (GO): peptidyl-prolyl cis-trans isomerase activity; protein binding
Source: RefSeq, a predicted model, not a curated record